This is a messenger RNA of Symbiodinium pilosum, 1152 nucleotides long. NCBI's taxonomy places the organism in Eukaryota, Dinophyceae, Suessiales, Symbiodiniaceae. The record is from the annotation of a GenBank genome assembly.
AUGGCCACGACGCUGUUGCUGCUUCUCGGAGCCUUUUCUGGCGCGGUCUCAGUCGACUUUCAGACGCAGGAAUGGACAUACAACGCAUCACUCUUCUGGACAGAAGGCGCCCUCAUUGACGAGAGGAACGGGCAUGCUGUGGUUCAAAUCGCAGGUCUUCUCACGGAUCUUGUAUUUGAUGUGAAGGACUUGGUAGUCGUGGCUUGCACGCCAGACAGUCAGCAAGAGGGAUACCCUUCCUGUGAAGAGCCAGGAUGGUGCUACUUGCCACAAGUACUGGAUAACUUAAACCUUCUUGGAGCUCGGGCGUCAGAAGCCAUGCAGGCUGUGGCUCCCAAGCUGACGCCAGCCCUCGAGGCCAUAAGCUUGAGUCUUGCGGACAAGGUCAACAACCUUACAAAAACAGUUCCUGCCUGUGCAGCCAUGGCGGAGAUCAUGGAGGAUCUUUGCUUGCCCUGCGUUCUAGAGGUUCUCAGAUGCUUGAAGGGGAUUUCGGAGCUGUCGCGGCUGGCCAUGUCCCGGAUCCACGCAGCACAGGUCGCAGCUUCGUUUCCGGGCAGGCUGCGGACUGCACAGCCGCCAGUUGUGUUCGAGGGAACGCGCGGUUCCCAGUACCCACAGGUCUUAGCUUCGCUGCUCCGCGACCUGUCAGAUCGAAAGGAAGACAGCAUCGUGACAGCGGCGGAAAUCGGUGUUCACACAGGGAAGACCUCUAGCUUCCUGCUGGAAAAGCUCCCAAAGCUUGAGAUGAUCCUCGUUGACCCCUUUGAAUUUGCAGAUGAAACCUACUUCGAAGUAUACACCUUGUACAGGGAUCGUGAAGAUGCAGCGCAGACCUUUGAGACCUUCUGGAGCCGUUUGCAACCAUACCGGAAUCGGAGUGUCGUCAUUAUGCAGCGGAGUCCCGGUGCUGCACGAUGGGUACCAGAUGCUUUCCUGGAUUUGAUUUUCAUCGAUGGUUUUCAUGCCUACGACCCUUUGAAAGCAGACAUUGCAGCUUGGCUGCCGAAGCUGCGAAGUCCAGGAAUUUUGGCUGGGCACGACUACGGCUUGUUUUGGCCCGGAGUUUGCGAUGCGGUUCAUGAGUUUGCAGCUUCUAGUGAGAGCUCUCUAGCACUUGGCCCUGAAGGCAUGUGGUGGUUCGAGGUGUAA